CUUCAGCCUGGAGCGGGCGCGGCGGGCGGCGCCUCCUCCUCCGGAGCCGCCGCCGCCUCCUCCACCUCCUCCUCCUCCUCCGCGGCGGCGGCGGAUCGAAGAGCUGUCCCGGUCGUCGCGGGCGAGGCUGCUGCAGUCCCGGGAUAAGAUGUUCUCCAAGUUCACGUCCAUCCUGCAGCACGCCGUGGAGGCGCUGGCACCUUCUCUUCCUUUGCAAGAAGACUUUGUAUAUCACUGGAAAGCAAUUACCCACUACUACAUAGAGACAUCAGAUGAUAAAGCUCCUGUGACAGAUACAAACAUUCCUUCUCAUCUUGAGCAAAUGUUAGGUAUCCUGGUUCAGGAAGAAAAUGAACGGGAAUCUGGAGAGACGGGGCCAUGUAUGGAAUAUUUACUUCAUCACAAGAUCCUGGAAACAUUGUACACAUUGGGGAAAGCUGAUUGUCCACCAGGAAUGAAACAGCAAGUUUUGACUUUCUACACUAAACUUCUAGGAAGAAUCAAGCAGCCACUUCUUCCCCACAUUAAUGUACACAGACCAGUGCAGAAAUUAAUCAGGCUCUGUGGGGAAGUCCUUGCUACUCCAACUGAAAAUGAAGAAAUUCAGUUUCUCUGUAUAGUAUGUGCAAAGUUGAAGCAGGAUCCCUACCUCGUCAAUUUUUUUCUUGAGAACAAGUUGAAAACAACAGCUUCCAAAGGAUCACCAAAUGUAAUUUCAGAAGGCUCAUUAAAAGGUCAAGAUUCUUUGACAGCCGAUACAGGACAAACCUUUCAGCCCGAGGAACUCGCUGGUACUAUUGGAAUGGAACAAACAGACCCAGAAGAUGACCUCUCUCAUCAGAUAGAUGAUCUGACCACGGGACUGGAUGAUCUAAAUGUCACUUCCCUUCCUGAAGCCACAGUUAUUCGUCCAAACCAGGACUAUAAUUUAGUGAAUUCUUUGCUAAAUCUUACCAGAAGCCCAGACGGUCGGAUAGCUGUGAAGGCAUGUGAAGGUCUGAUGCUCUUAGUAAGUUUACCAGAGCCAGCGGCAGCCAAGUGCCUUACCCAGAGCACUUGUUUAUGUGAAUUAUUGACCGACAGACUUGCUUCCCUGUACAAGGCCUUACCUCAGUCAGUGGAUCCUUUAGAUAUCGAAUCAGUGGAAGCCAUUAACUGGGGUUUGGAUUCAUACAGUCACAAAGAAGAUGCAUCAGCUUUUCCGGGGAAACGAGCUCUUAUUUCAUUUCUCUCAUGGUUUGAUUACUGUGAUCAGCUCAUUAAAGAAGCGCAAAAGACAGCUGCUGUUGCUAUGGCAAGAUCUGUUCGAGAACGAUUUUUUAUUGAUGUGAUGGAACCACAGUUGAUGCAAACUUCAGAGAUGGGAAUUCUGACAUCAACUGCUCUACUCCAUCGUAUUGUUCGGCAAGUCACAUCUGAUGUUUUGCUUCAAGAAAUGGUUUCAUUUAUUCUUGGCGAGCAGAGGGCACCAGAAACUCUGGCAGACAUCAACCGACAUCCAUUGCGGCAUAGAUUAAUUGAGCACUGUGAUCAUAUAUCUGAUGAGAUUAGCAUAAUGACUUUAAGAAUGUUUGAAUAUCUUUUACAAAAACCCAAUGAGCAUAUUCUCUAUAACUUGGUCCUGAGAAAUUUGGAAGAAAGAAAUUACACAGAAUAUAAACCUUUAUGCCCAGAAGAUAAAGAUGUGGUGGAAAAUGGGUUGAUAGCAGGAGCAGUAGAUCUGGAAGAAGAUCCAUUAUUUACGGAUAUUUCAACGGAUAACACCUUGUCAAACCAAGAGUGGCUUACUGUUUCUCCACCUGCAACUCCAGAACAUCCCAAAAAUGAUGGGAAGACUGAAGUUCAUAAAAUUGUAAAUAGUUUCCUCUGCCUAGUACCUGAUGAAGCAAAAUCAUCCUACCAUGUAGAGGGCACAGGUUAUGACACCUACCUCCGGGAUGCUCACAGGCAGUUUCGGGACUAUUGUGCUAUCUGCUUACAAUGGGAAUGGCCUGGGUCUCCAAAAGCAUUGGAAAAAUGCAAUUUAGAAGCAGCUUUCUUCGAGGGUCAUUUCUUAAAAGUUUUAUUUGACAGAAUGGGAAGAAUUCUUGAUCAGCCAUAUGAUGUAAAUUUACAAGUAACAUCAGUGCUGUCCAGACUGUCUCUGUUCCCUCAUCCACAUAUCCAUGAGUAUCUUUUGGACCCAUAUGUGAAUCUUGCUUCAGGCUGCAGAUCACUUUUCUCUGUUAUUGUCCGGGUGGUUGGAGACCUUAUGGUCAGAAUCCAGCGCAUUCCAGACUUCACCCCCAAACUUCUGCUGGUCAGAAAGCGACUGCUUGGUUUGGAACCUGAAGGUCAUAUCAUUGACCACAUGACAUUAUUGGAGGGUGUGAUUGUGCUUGAGGAGUUCUGUAAAGAACUAGCAGCCAUUGCAUUUGUGAAAUACCAUGCUUCCUCCACGCCGUAAGGAGCCUCUUUUCAGUUGCAGCAGGAAUCAAGCUGCUUCAUGCAUUUCAUCAAAAAAAAAAAAUUUAAAAAAAGACUUUCAAUUCCAUCCAGUCAAGAAACGUCUAAGUUCUUCUAGGAAGUGUUGAAGUAAUGUGGACGGAACUGUUAAGGACCCAGCUGAGCAGAUAUCAUUAUUCACUGUUUCUGCGAUUUGUUGGCAUUGGCUGUAUUGUUAUGGUUCUGUGUGCAAGUGCACAUUGAAUCCAGGGUGCAAUCAAAGGAACUUCAGGAAAACAUUUUUUUUAUGACUGAAAAGCUGCAAAACCUCAGAUAUCAUGACUUCGAUGAUUUCUGGUCAUUUAACAUUGUUUUGGGGAAUAAGGGUUUUUGACAUAGUCUGGGGACUCAGAUGCUAAUAUUAUUGGCUACUGUACAGAGAAGCUAUCACAAAUAUUUUGAUGUCCAAAUUCUUAUCUGAUAUUAAAGGAAAGUGUAAACUAGGAAGAAAAUAUACAGGAAUCAUGAAAAGACAAGCAGAGUUUGCUAUAUAAUUAAAAGUUGGGGGAGGGAUCAUGGAUAUUUGAUAGUCCCAAUAUAACAAAUAUACUGACUUUAAUACUUUUCUUUUAGAGAACAGUUUAAUACAAUGAAGAAAUUCUUGAAUACUAAUCUCAACUACUAUAUUUUUCAAAAUGAUUUUUAAACCUUUAUUGGAUUUAGCUGUGGUAGUGAUUAAUUGCUGUGUAUGGGCCCCAGUUUAUUGAAACUGUGUCACGUUUGCAACUAUGUUAAAUUUAUGCAGGUCACCCAUAGUGUGACCAUAUUUUUUUUAAAGCUAAUUUAACACAAAUUGGGUAAAGGAUAUUUUGUGCCGUGAGAAUUGGCAACCAAAAGUGUUUUGUAAUUUUAUUUUCUUAUUGAAUCCAUGGUAGUGUCCAGACAAAAGAACUGACUGAUACCACUUUAGGCAGCAAUCAGAAAUGCCAAUGUCACCCUUAAUGUUUACAUUUUUUGUUGAAGAGCUAGUUGUAAGGAUUGUAAAGGAAAAAUCCUAGCCUUUUACUGUCCUGUUGGUAUGGUGAGGGAUUUUGGAAAAUCACAUAUAUGCCUAUGUGUGUUUUUAGAAAUUGAUAGAAAAUGGACGCUGAAAGGAUUUCAUGGGCCUGUGGUUUGUCUGAAAGCAGCGCUGGGCGCAUGCUCUAGUUUGUACAGAAAAAUUCUUGCUCCUACUGCCUAGGAGUUCUCAUUUGAACAUAUAAAAGAUUGGGACAAAUGGAAGUCAUUCUUUCCCCUCACACAGUAGUUUUACUAAGCUAUCUUUUUUGUUCAGAUUUUUAAAAGCUAGGCAAUUGCACUUUUUCUUUAUUUCUGUCCCCUUGCAGAUAUUUGGAUAGCAGAAAUUUGCUUUAGAGCGUGAAGGGAAUGGCUCCUUAUGAGAAGUUGUAUUUGCAGAACACACGUUUGCUUGUACCCCCACCCUGCAUUACGUGUAUAUACAAUCGUAGGUAAUAUGCUUACAUGAAUUUUAGUUGGCUGUAAUUUUUAUUCUAUUUGCUUUGAACUUUUUUACCCAAAAAAGAUUUUUCAUUAUUUAUUCAGAAUGGGAUGUUAAAAGUUCAUGAAUAUUCUGGCCUAUAAAAGGCUUCAUACUAUAAGAUAUAUUUGUAAUGUAAAGCAAUACUCUAUUAGAGCGGGUCCAUCAAUUCAUUAAGGAAAACAAUGACAACAUGAACUUGAAGGGUGAUUUUUCUUGAAAAAAAUCUUCUGAAAUGAAAUCUCAUUUCUCAGUCCAUUACUACCGAAUCAGUCAGUUUGUGCAAGGAAAGCUGUAGUUUCUAUAUUUUAAAAUGCAAGAAAGAUUUAGCUCUAUUAAUACAGAUGUGUAUUUUUUUUUGGAGGCUUGGUUAUAUUGAAAAUUUGUGGAGAAUUAAAUGUCUGCUUAAGUUCCAUGAUGUGUUUAGGGCUCAGUAUAUGUAGUUGGCAUGUCUGUUACCUCCCAAACCACAUGUUAGUCAGUCUGCAACUUUCCAACAUGGGCAUUGAUAAUCCAGGGCAAAGACAAGCUUUAUACCUUCUAUUGUAAGUGCUGCUUAAGGAAAAAUAAUGCAUAUAAUGGUAGUCACCCCUGUUCUUUGUAAAAAAAAACUAAAGCUUAGGAUAAAAGUUGCCCACGUUUUGUUUUUCUUCUAAUUUUCACAUGCACUUUUUUUAUUUCAUUUUUAAAAGUCAAUCCGUGGUCUCGUGUUGAGUUAAUUUGUGAAUGGAGGGCACACUAAAGUGCUAGUUUUCUUUGUUUUGUGUGUGAACACUUGAAAAACAAUUACUCAUGAAGUAUUUGAUUAAAAACAUCAGCUAGAUGUUGCCACAAAUAGAUCCCAGACUUGAGUUUGAAUCCUGUUGCACAGCUGUGUAAAGGAGGAUACUUUUUUUUCUUUCCUCUCCACCAAUUUAGUUGUGGAUUCAGACUCUGUUGAAAAUGGUGGUAAUGAACUAGCAUGCUUCCUAGAACAGAAAUUUCCACUGUAGUACUCACAUUGUGACUUUGUAAUGUUUCAUCAUAUAUCUGUCUGUGCAAUACAGGAGCUGUGUGUUAAUAUACAGCUUUUUGGUCUGGUUGUACAUCACUUGUAAGUGUGUGUGUGUAUAUAUAAGUAUAAAAAUGGACCAAAGUCCUUUGCUUGCUUCCACUACUGCUAGUGUUAAAGAUCGUCACACUUCAUUUUACAGGGCACAAAUGAUUGAAUUGCUUCAUAAAUCCAUGGUAAUUUUUUUUUCCCAAAAGGUAUGAAGGAGCUACCAUUUAAUUAUGAAGUGCAUUGAUAUUUGUCUUGAUAAAAUAAAGUUAUGAUGAAAUGCUUAAAAAAAA
Molecule: messenger RNA, 5293 nt
Organism: Tachyglossus aculeatus (Australian echidna)
Lineage: Eukaryota; Metazoa; Chordata; Mammalia; Monotremata; Tachyglossidae
Gene: FHIP2A
Product: family with sequence similarity 160 member B1
Exons: 17
Coding region: 149-2446 (765 amino acids)
Source: RefSeq, a predicted model, not a curated record